AUGAAAUAUGGACAAGAGUUACAACAGAAUAUAUUCGGACCUUGGCGUCUCUCUUAUGUGUCCUACGACAUACUUAAACAAGAGUUGAAGACUCGUCAAUUGGAUCAUGGAUGGACGCAAAAAGAUGCAAGUGAUUUCACCAAUUUAUUAGAAAAUGAACUCAGCAAAGUAUAUGAUUUUGUUAAUGCUAAACUAUCCGAAAUUGAUGCCCGUAUCUUGUACUGUGAACGCACUAUACAGACACUCCAGAAAAAUCCUAGCAUGUCAUCUGAUGCAAAUUACGGAAUUAUGGAUGAAGCUCUCACUGAAAUUUUAUUUGAUGUAAAUGACUUGUCCCGUUUCACCCGUGUCAAUUUCGUUGCCAUCCAAAAGAUUUUAAAAAAACACGACAAAUGGACUGGUUUGCAUCUGAAGCAUGAUUUCAUCACUAAAUUGAGAGAGAAACCUUUGGAUAAACAACGCUUUGAUGUCGCCAUCAUUUAUAUCUCGGCUCUUCAUGAUAUAUGUCGUAAUCGAGGUAAACAAUCUCCAGGAAAUAGCGCAUCGGGUGGUGACCAAAAUGCCUUUGAAAGAGCAACAGCUAAAUAUUGGAUUCAUCCCGAUAACAUCACCGAAGUGAAGGCAAUCAUCAUGCUGCAUUUACCCGUCUUGAUCUUUAAUAAGGACAAGAAAUGGGAACCUUCGGACUCAGCUGUAUCCAGUACCUAUUUCGAUAACUCCAAUUUUGAUUUAUAUACAGGUAGAUUACAAAGAGACGAAGAAGCAGAAGCCAUCAGAUUUAGAUGGUAUGGGCCCAUGAAUUCAACAAGUGUAUUUAUCGAGCGAAAAACACAUCACGCUUCAUGGUUAGACGGUGCCUCGGUGAAGGACAGAUUUAGAAUUAAAGAAAAUCAGGUCAAUCCAUUUAUGUCGGGAAUUUACACAGCUGAUCAAAUAGCUGAUGCUCAACGAAAAUCAGGAACCGAAGAAUCUACUGUCGAGAACGUUCGUUUCAUUGCAAAAGGAGUUCAAAAGUCAUUUAAAGAAAAGCGCAUAGAACCCAUGUUAAGAGCCUUUUAUAAUCGUACUGCAUUUCAACUACCUGAUAAUCAACGUGUUCGAAUUUCACUUGAUACAGAUCUUACCUUCAUCCGAGAGGAUCAUUUGGACGGUAUCACCCGUAGACAGCCCACUUAUAAUUGGCGUAGAAAUGAUGUUGGUAUCGAUUACCCCUUCCCUCACCUCAAAGACGAUGAUAUCCUUCGCUUUCCUUACGCCGUAUUAGAAACAAAACUUCAAACACAUUUAGGUCAAGAACCUCCAGCUUGGUUAACCUCUUUGCUCGAAAGCCAUCUGGUGCACGAAGUUCCAAGAUUCUCAAAGUACCUGCAUGGUGCAUGUCAUUUCUAUCGCGAAAGACUUCCAUUACUUCCUUGGUGGUUGGCAGAAUUGAAUGUCGAUAUCCGUAAACCUCGCGCUGAAAACAUUGGUCUUACUCGUUCCAAGAGUUUUAAGCCGCUGAUUGAUGGUAAGUACAGAAGAGCCAUGAUUGAAGAAAAAGAACGUGCCAAUCAACAAGCUGUGGUUCAACAUGGAGAGAAAUCAUCCCGAAAAUCAAGCUCUACAGGCACUGCUGUAAACAAUGGAUCUUCCAGUUCUAUCAAUGAAUUAAACGUGAAAGAAUACUCUAAUACAGAUUUGCCGCCUUUACCUCCAAGAAAAAAGCCAGCAGCAGCAGCACCAGGAACGUCUGAAAAUAACAAGACGCGAGGCAUCCUUUCUAGUUUCCCUCCACAGAUUCAAAAUUUAUUUUCAAAAAAGAGUGAUAAAUCACAAGAUCUUGAAUUAGGUGCAUCUGCAGCAGAUCCGGGUGAAAACGCAAACAAAAAACAAAAGGUCAAAGUCCGUGUUGAGCCCAAAGUAUUCUUUGCUAAUGAACGUACAUUUAUCGCAUGGUUACAAUUCUGUGCCUUGCUUUUAACGGUAGCCUUGAAUCUAUUGAAUUUUGGUGAUACCAUCUCACGUACGGUGGGUGGUAUCUUUAUUGGUCUAUCUGCCGGUAUAGCCAUUUAUGCCUUGUAUCGAUUCGAAAAACGUGCUUGGAUGAUUAAUCGUCGCAUUGACGGACGUUAUGAUGACAUAUGGGGCCCGGCUGUACUUUGUCUUUUAUUGGUUGUGGCACUUAUUGUCAACUUUUAUCUUCGAUUCAGAUAA
This is a messenger RNA of Mucor mucedo, 2193 nucleotides long. Its product is annotated as VTC domain-containing protein. Gene Ontology annotation, cellular component: vacuolar transporter chaperone complex; fungal-type vacuole membrane. Lineage: Eukaryota; Fungi; Mucoromycota; Mucoromycetes; Mucorales; Mucoraceae. The record is from RefSeq and is a predicted model, not a curated record. The transcript is spliced from 4 exons. The coding region runs from base 1 to 2193 and encodes 730 amino acids.